AUGUCCACAACAUGUACAAUUUGCAACACCCGAUUCCAACGUGCAGAGCAUCUUGAGCGACAUAUGCUACGUCAUCUCGGCCUGCGGCCUUACCAAUGUGCGAUCUGCCAUGCCCAAUUCUCAAGGAGAGAUUCUCUCAAGCGCCACGCCUUGAACCAUUUAGAUGCCUCCACAGGUUCAGACGCGCCAGCUGACCCUCCCCCCCGCCGGGGGCGAUAUGCCCUUCGGGCUUGCAGUUCUUGCCGACGUUCCAAGCAGAAGUGCGACGGAAAAUUCCCUUGCCGCCGGUGCACAGCCAAGAAACAAGCAUGUGUUUAUCUGCCCAACGAGAGGCAUCAGAAUACUCUCAUUGGUGACACCUCCCCGCACCCUGUUCCAGGCUUGGAGUCUGUAGACCAAGAGCAUCCAGUGGUGAACGCCGACGUGGAGCUCCUUUCGAGCGAUCAACAACGUAUCGAGGCAAUUGAGUCGGGUCUUGAACCGAUCCCCCUGCCACCUGACUGGAACCUAGAGGCAUGUCUUACUAGCGACUCCGUGUUCCAGGAGAAAUAUCACAGCACAUUGCAAGAUAUCUCGUUCGUAAACGUUCCAUGGCAAUUUGAUAUUAGAGUCGGGGAAGUCGGAGUAUCCGAAUGUUCAGAUAGAAAUGAUACAUCUUGGGAUAACCUUCUCAUCCCGAACCCUUGUCCAACGAAUCCUAUUCCUCAGACCGACUUGCCCCAGUUCCCUGAACAUGCAGUUUCAGAGAGUGGCGUGCGGGAAGAAGUUUCGACGACCUGCGAAUCAGGCGCGUCUAACGAGCCCUCAACCAACUGCCCAUCUGCUCUGGAGCAUCAAUUGGCACGGACAGCAGAGAAUGAUAUUUGUGACGCCGAGAAUUUUGGGCAUGUACCCCAGAUCUCGAACGAUGUCUACAAAAUCAUCCGCACCAAGUUCGAGGAUCUAAAUGGCGACAGCAGUACAAGCCAGCCAUUUACACAGACCGAGUUCCCUUCGUCAACUGUGUUGAACGCCUUUAUCCAGUCGUAUUUCGAAUAUUUUCAUCCUGGCUUCCCUAUGCUACAUAAGCCGUCAUUCGAUCCAGGUUUCAAUGAGUCAAGUUGGCUUCUGGUUCUCGCUGUUGCAACCAUUGGCUGUCGUUUUUCUCUUGCUUCGUCGCCACAAAUUCUAUUCCUACUACAAGAAACACUUCGAAGGUCAAUUAUUCGAAUUCUUCAUGUUGAUUACGAUUCAUGUGUGGUUCACAACCUACCGUUAGCUCAAGCCGCUAUCCUGAGUCAAGUAGGGAUGAUGUUUUCGAGACAUCAGAGGUUUACCGAUUAUGCUGAGAGCACUGCCUGUCUCAUUGCCACCAUGUGUAGAAAAGCAAAUUCCCACUCAGACUUUGAGCCUGGCCACAGCGGCGAAACGAGUUCAUUAGAAAAAGAAGUUGCCGGGAAUAGCAUCUUCAACAAGGGCUGGAAAGCCUGGGUCGCGGAGGAAAGCACAAGCAGGAUGGUGUACUGUUGCCUCCUUCUGGACUUCCAGUUUAGCGCCCUUUUCGAUUUGCCCGCUCUUAUUGACAUUGACUCUAUCCACUUGCCAAUGCCAUGCUCCGAGAAUCUGUGGAAUGCCGACACCGAAGAGUUGUGGUAUAGUAAUAUGACACAAGAAACAAGGGAGACCCCCCCAACAACUAUACGACAAAGCCUGCAGUAUUUAUAUGAUAAUAAGACAACCUCCCCAGGCUUAGGUCGAUUCGGUGCCCUGAUAUUAACAUUUGCAAUCUACCGCGACGAAAUGGAUUCAGAGGCAAAGUACAAUUAUCUGAGCAUGGUACGGCCCGAUGAGGCUCACAUGCAGUCCAAAGAAUCCCUUGACCAGCUAAUAUUCCAGCAUAACCAUACACUCAGCCUUUUUACAAAAUUGCCUCCUAGGCAACUCUUUGCCUUCUCCGGUUGGCGUACGACAGUUGCCCAACAGAAGAAGGCGGAGAACCAUAUUCGUGAUUGGCUCAGCGAAGAUAUGGUAGGCAGUAGACUCUGCCUUGUUCACGCUGCAAAGGUAUAUAGUUCCGUCCGCAGCACUCGGACGUAUGGACAUCACGAGGCCAUGGCCAUUCUGCUGUCAACAAUAGCCAUUUGGAGCAUAUCGUCAAUUCAUAGGGUAGUGAGCUCUUCCAGUUCCGCCGAAUCUGCUCCUAAUUACCACGCGGCCUGUGCCCAGGAUUCAGCAGAAGGACUGGCUAACAAGAGGACGAUUCGACUUGACAAGACCCUCGACGGAUCACUACUAGCAGCUUGGAUCGCUGGUCAGGUUGAUUUCAGGCCAUAUCUCGCAGGCAUCGGGACACUCGACGAUCAGGGUACAGUGAGAAGGCUCAUUCGUGACAGCCUUCAACAAUUGAUGUAUUCGGUGACCUGGUGUCUCGGGCAGGCUGUCGCAGAGGUUCUUAAGACUCAUUAUCGAACUAAGACGGGGGAUCUAGGUAUCUCGCAGCUGUGA
Molecule: messenger RNA, 2484 nt
Organism: Fusarium mangiferae
Lineage: Eukaryota; Fungi; Ascomycota; Sordariomycetes; Hypocreales; Nectriaceae
Exons: 7
Coding region: 1-2484 (827 amino acids)
Biological process (GO): DNA-templated transcription; regulation of DNA-templated transcription
Molecular function (GO): zinc ion binding; DNA-binding transcription factor activity, RNA polymerase II-specific; DNA binding
Source: RefSeq, a predicted model, not a curated record